CUACUACCGCGCCUGCGUGACUCUGUCCUCUCUCAGUUGACGUCUGGUAGCUGCAGCAGCGAGUAGAGUUUACUGUAGACUUCACUGCGUCCUUGUAUCAUCUCUUGACUGACGAUGGCUGGCACUCUGGCGCGGAAAGCCGUGGAUUAUGUCCGUGGUAAAGAGUUCAGAGAGUAUCUCAUGAGGUCACACUUCUGGGGUCCGGUGGCAAACUGGGGCCUGCCAAUCGCUGCCAUCAGUGACAUGAAGAAGAGUCCAGAGAUCAUCAGCGGCAGAAUGACCUUGGCUCUCACCUGCUACUCGCUGCUGUUCAUGCGCUUCGCCUAUAAGGUCCAGCCCAGAAACUGGCUUCUGUUCGCCUGCCACUUAACCAAUGAAGCAGCUCAGCUCACUCAGGGCAGCAGACUCAUCAAAUACAACAUGGAGAAGAAGAUGGCCAAAUGAUAAAGGUUUAUGUGCACCGCGGUCUGGAUUCGUAGAGAUCCACCAGAUACUGCGACUUCAAAUAGCGAUCCAUGAACACAGAUUUUAUGCUAUGUCCUCUCUGUUACACAUAUUACAUUUUAAGCCUUUCGACACAGCUCUGAAGGUCACGGUUUGUAUGUAAUGUAUAUUUGAUUAAUAUAUUUACAUGCAUAAUGCGAUUGUGUGUGUUAAAAAUGUUUACAGAGAAAAUAAAACGUUGCUUUUGCUCUUUUGA
Carassius carassius (crucian carp) is the source of this 700-nucleotide messenger RNA. RefSeq names its product mitochondrial pyruvate carrier 1 (gene mpc1). Lineage: Eukaryota; Metazoa; Chordata; Actinopteri; Cypriniformes; Cyprinidae. The transcript has 4 exons. Gene Ontology annotation, cellular component: mitochondrial inner membrane. The record is from RefSeq and is a predicted model, not a curated record. Gene Ontology annotation, biological process: pyruvate import into mitochondria. The coding region runs from base 115 to 444 and encodes 109 amino acids.